GCGGUGGCGGGGAUGAGGCGAGGCGCCGUUGCCGGCCGUGCCGCGUGAGGGAAACGGCGGGCCUCCCUCCUCGGCCUUUUACUGCUGCUGCUGCUGCUCGGCGCCGUCCUUCUCCGGCGGGAGAACCCAAUGCCGACCCUCCCGAGCCCCGCGGGCUGAGGGCGAGACAGGCCCGGCCGCGCUGAGGAGUCCCGUGAGGCGGCGGAGGGAUGCCGGGCCGGCUGCUGCUCCCCGGGCUCGGCUGGGGCGGCCUCGGACUCCUCUGCUGGUGGCUGGGCGGCGGGCAGGCGGCUCCGUUGCCCCAGGCGGGGCCAGGAGAAGAGGCAGCCUUUGAAAUUUCCUACUCCUUGGUGGUUCUUUCUGCCGGCGGCCUCUUAGUUUUGAUACUGCUGCUUGUAAACUGUAUCUCCUGCUGUAAAGACCAAGAGAUUAACUUCAAGGAAUUUGAAGACAAUUUUGAUGAUGAACUAGACUUCACCCCGCCCGCAGAAGACACCCCAACAAUUCAGUCUCCAGCGGAAGUGUUUACCCUUACGGUACCUAGUAUUUCUCUCCCAGCUCCAUCCCAAUUCCAACUUCCAACAGAAGACCUGAAAUCUCAGGUUGCUCGGCAGAAUCUAAAUUAUAUCCAAGAAAUAGGAAAUGGCUGGUUUGGAAAGGUUCUGCUGGGGGAAGUUUACACCGGCACCAGCGUAACCAGAGUCAUCGUGAAGGAGUUAAAAGCCAGUGCCAAUCCCAAGGAGCAGGAGCGGUUUUUGAGACAUGGGGAGCCAUAUUUUAUCCUUCAGCAUCCCAAUAUUCUCCACUGUACUGGCCAAUACGUGGAAGCCAUUCCUUAUCUGUUGGUAUUUGAAUUUUGUGACCUGGGUGACCUAAAAACCUAUCUCUGCAACGAGCAGGAUAACAUUAAAGGAGACUCUCAAAUAAUGCUGCUACAGAGGAUGGCCUGCGAGAUUGUGGCAGGACUUGUCACGAUGCACAAACACAAUUUUGUGCACGGAGAUUUAGCUUUAAGGAAUUGCUUCCUCACAUCUGACCUAAAUGUAAAAAUUGGAGAUUAUGGAAUAGGAUUCAGUAGGUACAAGGAGGAUUACAUCGAAACGGAUGAAAAUAAAUUCGUACCCCUCCGGUGGACAGCUCCAGAACUGGUGACCAGCUUUCAGGACCGGCUGCUAACAGCAGAACAGACGAAGUACAGCAACGUCUGGGCCCUGGGAGUGACGCUGUGGGAACUUUUCAGUGGCGCCACCAAGCCUUAUUCUGAGCUCUCCGAUGAGGAGGUUUUGACGCAAGUCAUCAAAGAAAAACAGACCAAGCUGUCGCAACCACCACUCGAGCAGCCGUAUUCUGAUCGAUGGUAUGAAGUCCUGCAGUUCUGCUGGCUGUCUCCAGAAAAGCGAGCCACAUCCGAGGAAGUCCAUAAGCUUUUGGUCUAUCUCUGCAUGCAAAGUCAAAGGGAUUCUGUCAUUGAUCCCGAACAGUGGGACGAUCUCAAGCCGAACAUUUCAAACCGAGAACCGUUGGGGAGUUCCGCUUUUCCCAUCCUGGAUCAUUUCAACGGCAGCCGAUUUGGCCGUGAGAUGGAAGAGGUUCUCACCGUAACCGAAACAAGCCGAGGACUCAACUUUGAAUACAUCUGGGAGACAGCCAAACUCGACCACUUUGAAUGUAACCAGUCAAACCCCGUCGAAACGAAGACUUACACAAACAUCUUCUUCCCGGUGGAGGUAUUUGAGAACACGCUGACUGACCAAGGACCUGGAGCUCAGGUUGAAAGUGGGCAGGAAGUUUCCCUCCUGGUGCCUGGAGAACUUCCCGUCUUUAACGCCCGUAAACCUUCGAUUGGAAGCGAUUAUUACAUCCAAUUAGAAGAAAAAAUUGGAGGCCUUAGGAGCAUCAACUUCGACCACCAGGUUGCCGAAUUGACAACAGAAGUGGACGACAACGCUGAAGUUCUGAAAGACCAAAAUUGUCCCUUCGUGGUUCUAGAACACUUUGCGGAUGAAUCUAGUACAGAUGGGGACAUUUUCUGUAAUAGUACAGAUCCCAAGGAAGAGAAUUUACACAGAGUUGGUCUGGUUAGCCAUUCCCAAAAUGGUGGUAUCACCAAAAAUGAAUGGUUGGCAAAUCGAAUCAAUAGACUGGAUUUAGCAGAUGUAAAUGAUAUCCAUCUGGAGCGGGAAGCAAUUUCAUGCUCGGAUCUUGAGGAAUCCACCCGUGGCUUGCUCAAGAAGGGAAGCUCCCCGCUCGCUUCUCAAAACGAAGUUGAUUACUUGCAAGAAGAUACCUCACAGGAAUCCGAAUUUAGCCAACUGACUUUAGAGGAGCUAUCCAAUAACUUCCUUUUUCUUCAGGAGAAGAAUCUGUUGAAGUGGACAGCAAGGGACGAAAGUGGUGGCAACCUCAGUGGAGCUCACGACCGAACAGAUAAACCAGACCCACCAAAUACGAACUCUUUGGGAGUUGAAUGUAACAUGAGUGGGAAAGUUCAUGACACUAAAAAGGACCUUCUUGGGCCAAUAGGGACGCUUUCUGGUUCCCCUGGGGUUGAUAAACUCCUGUUGUCUUUUUCUAGCCCGGAGAAAAAUCCUCCUAACAGAGAAGUUGGUGGUAACUCUACCCACAAUGUUGCCUCUUCUCUCCUUGAAACGGAACGCGUCUCCGAUCUCGGUUCAACGGAUAUCCAUUCCACACAUGUCAAAAACCAGACCCAUGGCGUUGGCUCCUGCCCUGGUGUCUCACUCAAUGCUCAAGAAGAAAGAAAAGAAAAGAAACAGGGACUUCAACACAGCAGUAACUCCUGGGAGUUGACCCCUGAUUUAAACCCUGAGAAACCCGAACAAGAUAACGCAUACGUUCCGAAAGAAAGUGACAGAACCUCUCAAGAUGAAAAGUAUGAUCCGGAAAGUCGUCUUCCCACAGAUCGCAUUAGCCACGAUAGCCUACUAGAAGACAGUUCAUCAGGUUCAACCCCGAGCCUGGGACAACUGGUCGAUACGCCAGACUCAUUUGAGACAUUAGAUAUGAACGAAGUUUUAGAGAGUCCCCGGAAAUGUUUACCGCCUGAUAAACCUGCCGAUAGCGGCUACGAAACGGAAAACCUGGAAUCUCCCGAAUGGACUUCGCAUCUGGUUGGCAGCAGUUCUAGUGAAUUGGGUGGAGAUCUCGUGCGGGAGAACCCCACAAUCAUCGUGUCGGCGGAUGUCAGUUCUUACGCUGACCCGACGAAUGUGGAUAAUUUUGAAACCACUCCUCGAGCAGCUUUGGAGGGCGUCCAUAAUUCAUACAGAGAUUCGGCCUACUUUUCCGAUAACGAUUCGGAGAUAGAUAAGAAAUCUGAGGUUAUGCAUCUAUCGAAAAAAUCAACAGUAUUAACCAAGAACCACGCUGAUUUCUUUGAAAUGGAAAAUGCCGGGGAUACAAAAAACCCUUCUAGGGGCGGUGAAAUAGCUAAUUAUCAGUUUGUCAAUGACUUGACCUCACAGCUGGAGGUGAAAGGAGGAGGAGAAGACGAGUCAGAUGAAACAAAGCAGGAGUGGAUUCAUAAAGCCGAAGGUACAACGACAACACCCCUUGUCCCUGACCUAGAACAUACAGAUGAAGAUGAAAUAUAUGAGGAUUUCCCCAAAAGUGUAUCUUGCACAGGCACCAGUACGGCGGAUUUUUUCCCCGAGGGCGAUCUGAAGCUGACGCCCGCCUUGUACGGUGCUCCCGAACUCUUUGAGAAAUCCAUAUUGGGCCAGCUCGAAGGCCAUAAAUUGAAAGAACCAGACAUCGAAGGAAAGUAUCUGGGGAAGCUUGAUGUUUCUGGGAUGCUGGAGCUCUCCUUAGACGAAGAGGAUGCCGACGAGGAAGAUGGGAACAGCGACGAUUCUGAGGACGAUAUGAAGAGUUUCCACCUCCAAGGGCUUAGCUCGGACAGCGACGAGGACAUUAUGGUGCACCCCGUGCCGGAGAUCAUCAGCGAUGGAAGUGAUGGGAAGCACCUAAGAAGCUUGCUGAAACAGCCAAAGCAACCCCAGGAGAACCACUCAACCGACGCCUUUCAGAAGAAUGGAAAAAAAGCCGUAACAUUCUUUGACGAUGUCACCUUAUAUCUAUUUGAUCAGGAAACACCAACCAAAGAACUCGGAAAGCGUAUUGCCGAAUCAAACUCUAAUCACACUCCUGCCCUGCCUGCCGGUUUUGGUUACUUGAAUAAAUUCACCAGUUCAGAAAGCUCUACGGAUGAAGAAGGAGGUUUUGAGUGGGACGAUGACUUCCCUUCCCCUGGUCCCUCCGUGAUCUUGAAGGCCGCCAGCACACUCAUCACUUCCAAGUCGUCUUCUCUUCAGACCUCAAAGUACCUCUCCCCUCCGCCGCCGCCCCGAAGCCCUGAGCAGGACUGGUUCCGCCCUUCCCCUUACUCCAGGUUCUCUAUCUCACCGGCAAACAUUGCAAGCUUUUCGCUCACCCACCUGACAGACUCCGAUAUCGAACAGGGAGGGAGCAGUGAAGAUGGAGAAAAAGAUUAAGAGGUGAAACUUCUCUCGGUCUGUCCUUGGGAUUGCGGGGGAAAUACCUCCGCUUUGGACUAAGAGCCAUUUAAAAAGGAAAAAAAAAAAGCUGCAUCUGAAGACCUACUGAAGUCCUACAAUCCAAUAACCGGAUACAACGAUUGAGGGAAACACGCAGUCAGGAGCAGAAUUUGGAAUGGAUGUAUUUCACGGUGUACUAUUUUGGAAAAGCAGUGCAUUUGGCAUUUCCUCUUUAAAUAUAUGUAUAUAUAUAUAAAUGAUAUAUAUAUAUAUAUAUAUACAUAUCAAAAACAGACCUCCCUAUCCUAGCUCUCUCCCAGUACUUGAAAUAAUCCUCCAGAUGAUUUGUACCACAGUGAUGUUCUGGUUUAUAUAUAGGAUUGUAAUAUACUUUUUUUGUUUGUUUGUUUUUGGAGGGGGGGGUAGUAGCCAUGUAUUAUCUGUACGAACGUGUAAAAUUGUAUAUAGUCGAGCUGCGGAUGUACUACAUUCCUUGAUCGAGCCGAGAGCUGUUGUGUAGCAAGCCAUAUUUUGCAGGUUUCGCUCCUUGCUUAGCUGUAGGCAUGCUAGUUGUGUCCUUGCCCAGCCCCUUCGCACUGUACAAAGCAUUCUGGAUCAAUGGGAAUUGUAGUACCGGCUUAUUGUAAAUGGGUUUCGUUUUACUCCCGUGUGUCUUUUUCCCACGAAUCGAAUCGACUCGUCGGAGAAUACAGAACUUGAGUUAUUGUUUUCUUUUUAAGGAUGUCUGCCACUUUUUGUGUUUCUAAAAAGGCCACCCACUUGGAGACAGAAAGGAAGAUAAUUCUCACUUACAAUUAACGGGGGAUCGGUUGACUUAUUUUUAUUUGCGGUUGGCUAAAAAUGGUGAUGGUGAACUGGUUUUGGGGUUUUCCUUGGUUUUUUUUGUAGGGCAAAUUGUCUGGGUUUUUGUUGGAUGUUUGUGUGUGUGUGUGUCUGCCCAUGUGCAAUCCCUGUCUGAACGAUCUUCUUUGAUUACCAGACAACUUGUACGUUGGCAUUGUCCAUGUCAACUGUUGACAUUGUCCAUGUCAACUGUUGACAUUGUCCAUGUCAACUUUUAAGGAUCCGUCCACGGUUCUGGUCGCAGUCUGAUAGAAGAUGCUUUCACUUCUGCCAUCAGUGAUCUUCCUUUUUGAAGUCCUGUAAAAAAAAAGAAGCUUGCACAAGUUUGAGCUCUCUGGGUCUUCCUGGGUCUUAAACAUGAGCAUGGAUCACAACAAUCUUCAGUAGGUCUUUGGUCCAUGACUGAUGUUAAAGUUUUCUCUUGCAUGAGUUCCGAAACUUAAUUGUCCCAAGGUCUUUCAGGAUGCAAGUUGCAACGUAUGGGCUAAUAGGCAGUAUUUCAUUCAACCCCGAGGUUCUAGCCCUGCUCAGAGGAUCUUUUCUGAGCUUCAGUCAACUUUGUGUAAAUCUAUCCAGAAUGUUCCCAAAAUAGGAGAAGGCCCUGGUUGUGACAAGCACAGCUUUUAAGUUACACCUUACGUGGGCAAGCAGCUUUGCUUCUCAGUAAAACAGUUCUCGCUUUCUCUCUUUAAAACGUAUCCUCGUGCUAAAAACAAGCAUUUGUGCUGCUUUGUGUAAUUUGCACCCCACAGUUUGGUAGAGGAAGAACAUGCUUGCAACCUGUUUGUAAAGCCAUUGGGUCGUCGUACAAAACGAGCUGCUGAAGGAAUGAAUUUUUGAGAAUUUCUUGAACAAGAUAGAAUGAAAAAAAAAAAUCUCGUGGAAAGAAACAUGGAUGUUUUUAAACCCUUCCCCGAUCUUAGUUCUUGGAAGCGAUGCGAAGGGUAGAAACGGUCAUGCGUGAAACAUGCCAGGGAGUGGUAGAGCACUGACGUGUAAGCAUCUUAAGAACUCCCCAAAACAGUAGCAUGUUUAUGCUUCUUGAGUUCAGUUUCAGCACCUGCCAACAUGCCUUAGAGCAGAGGUCUUCAAACUUGGCAACUUUAAGACUUGUGAAUUUCAACUCCCAGAAUUCUGGGAGUUGAUGUCCACAAGUCUUAAAGUUGCCAAGUUUGAAGACCUCUGCCUUAGAGCAUGGGGUCUCCAACCUUGGCAACUUUAAGCCUUGUGGACUUCAACUGCCAGCAAAGCUGGCUGAGGAAUUCUGGCAGUUGGAAGUCCACAAGUCUUAAAAGUUGCCAAGAUUGAACACCCCAUGCCUUAGAGAGCUCUGCUCUUGACGUGGUGGCCCUUGACAGAUCCAACUUCUCCAGGCACCGAAUUCCUUCUUAACUGACAGCCUUGGAUCUGGCCUUCUCCACUCUUGGAGAAACUCGCAGUCUGAAGUGAGACCUCUUCUAUAAGAUUAUGAUACGUCGGGAACUCAAAGCUGAGCCUUCUCAACUCUUGCUGUUGGGUCGCAGAGCUGCCUAGGCCCUUGGCCUCGGUGUGGUUGGAACUUGGGACGUUGUUUGUGGCAGCUGUCCUUGCAAACCUGCUCCCUUCAGGGCAGAAGACACCUUAAUGGCAAACACCAUUUGGUAAGGUUGAGUGAAGUGGAUGUUGGCAGUCUUCCCUUCAUUUUGGAGUCUUGCAAUUGAGUAUCAGAAUCCGACUUGACCCAACCUGCAUUCUACAUUACAGAGUUUUCUCCAGAUUCUCGGGGCGUCUUCCUGUCGCCUUGCCCCUCACCCCACUCCACUUCCCUUUAAUCCCAUGUCUAAACUUUGAACACGAAUUGCAAACGCCUAUUUUUGGAUAAACCCGGGGCAACUCUUUGUGUUUUCAUUGAGAAGGUAUCGUUCCAGGUACACCAUGCCCCAGGCUGCGUCAGAAAUCCUUUCCUUGAGCUUGAAAUCUACAUGCAUCUCUUGAGGUCUUCAAGCUUUUAAAAUUAAAGUUGAAAGUCCCACAUUAGCUGAAGGCAGCUGAGCCUCGCCAGAUGUUUUCAGCAGCUCCAGCUGUCCUCUGGUCCUAGUUUCUGAGAUUCCGCAGGAGAACUGAGGGUUUAUGCCGAGAACCGGUGCUGGUGGAUGGCCGUUCGCACUAAAAUAUAGGUGGGAUCAGGAGCCUAGAAGCUUUGCAAACCAGGACCUUGGUUGGAGUAACUUGCAAAGAAGAUACGUCAAGCUUGGGUUGUCUCGACACAGUUCUCUUACAUAGGCGAAUGCUUUGUUUACGGUAGAGCUGCUGUUAGAACGAUCCCUAAGGACGCAAUUUCAGGAGGACUCAUAAGCUCCCAAGAUAAACCAGUCUGUCAACCUUUCUUUUGUUGGGGGGGGGGGGGAGGGGGUGGGCCCAGUAGUAGCACUAACGGAGGUUCCCGUUCUAUGGAAAGCCCCCCCCCCUUGAAUAUUUGUAGUUAGGCUUUUAAUGGCUAAAUCCUUUCCGAGUUCCGUCCUUUAUAAAUAAACGCUGCUGAUUUUGGGGAGGGGGGAAUGAAAGUUUUCUUUUUUUAAAGAAAAUGAAAAUGACACUAAUGAAAGCUGCCUGUGUAUACAUUUUAAACACUGUUUUAGAUUAAUUAGUAUGCAGAUUUUGUUUUUCCUUUUUUUUUUGAGAGAGAGCGAGAGAGAGAGAGAGACAACUCUGGGGGUUUUGAUAGAGAAAAACAAUUGUGUAAAAUUUUACGGGGGGUGGGUGGGCAAAGGGGCUAUUUAGAUUGGAAGUAGAACUGUUACUGCUUUGGGAGAAAUAGCCUUAAUAAUAAUAAAAAAAAACAGAGGAAACAAAUCGCCUCAGCUUUAAUUUGUAUAAAAUACUCACUUCUGAAGAGGAAAAGAAAAAAAAAAAAGAAAAUUAAAAUGUCUUUCAGGAAAUAUGCUACAGGAGAAACAUUUGAUUUAUUAGUCGCAUUUUUAUGCGACUUCAUCUUUGAUGAAGAGCAGGUAACAAAAUGUUCUGUUCCACAGCCUGGUUUUUAAUCUUUAUUUUAUUUUAUUAUUAUUCAGUUAAAACUUGAAUGAAUUUAAGACGUCCGGUUCUGUUUAGCCAUUUGUCUGAUCUUGCACAGUGGUGGGUAAUGAUAAAAACGGUUUCAAUUCUGUGUGUAUAUAUAUAUACGACGUUUUAUUCUAUUUGUACAUCAGGAAAUUUAUGUAACAAAAAUCAUAGGGGGAGACAUUUUUCCGAUUGGGGGUUUAAUACAGCGAUGAGGUUCGUGGCAAUAUGCUAGCUAAUUAAAUUCCAGGUCGAAUUUAUCUUUAAACUGUGUGUAAAUUUUAAAACUGUUAAGAUUUCUACUGUAUAUUGAUCAUGCAUAGUGUGAUCUAAGGCUGCUUGUAAUUUAAAGAACCUUAUUUAAUAUUCAAAAUAAAAAUAAAGCUAUAUAUUUAUAAGCCUGGAA
Pantherophis guttatus is the source of this 8826-nucleotide messenger RNA. It is a transcript of the gene LMTK2, whose product is annotated as lemur tail kinase 2. Gene Ontology annotation, biological process: protein phosphorylation. The record is from RefSeq and is a predicted model, not a curated record. Gene Ontology annotation, molecular function: ATP binding; protein kinase activity. Lineage: Eukaryota; Metazoa; Chordata; Lepidosauria; Squamata; Colubridae.